This is a messenger RNA of Colletotrichum destructivum, 4220 nucleotides long. RefSeq names its product Putative six-hairpin glycosidase superfamily, alpha-L-rhamnosidase, six-hairpin glycosidase. The record is from RefSeq and is a predicted model, not a curated record. Gene Ontology annotation, biological process: carbohydrate metabolic process. The transcript has a single exon. Bases 574 to 2694 code for a protein of 706 amino acids. NCBI's taxonomy places the organism in Eukaryota, Fungi, Ascomycota, Sordariomycetes, Glomerellales, Glomerellaceae.
CCCUGUUCAAGACUCUCUCACAUACUUCCCCAGGUUACCCCACACACACUUACACCCACCGUCUUCCAUUCCCAUUGUGUUACCCCGCACUCUUCUUUUCCUUGGCCUCCUCUUCUUCUCCAUCUUUGCCGACAUCCCCGACACGACGUACGACAAAACUCAUGCCUACAGUACGAAAUCCGCCCAGCGCGAUGAGCUGCAAAGCGGGAGAAGCACAGCAAAUCCUACCACCCAUCUUUGACCCGAAUUGACCGAGCCCCAUGGCCCCCGCCAUCUGCCGAGAGACACUAUUUCACUGCGUCCCACUAACAAAUGCUUCCAGCAAGACCCUCCUAACAGUAGAAAUGACGAUGCCUCCAAGUCAAGGGGCUUUGCGGGGACCUCUGCUUAGGCUAAUCUUUUGAGUUCCGUCAAUCAAUCGAGCCCCGGCCUCUUGGGUCCUGGCCGAGCUGUUCGGCUUAGCGCAUCGCGACGCUUCAGCAUUAAAGGAGAUGCCUCCCCUUCCAUAAGCGAAGGUCCUGCGAUGCCCUCGACCAAGGCCUUGCUUCUCAAAUCCAGGCAUCAACAUCCAACAUGGUCUCCUCCAAGUCGCUCCUCGUGAGCUUCAGUCUUGUCGCUGGCACCCUAGCACAAUCCUGCUGGCGCAACGCAACCUGCACACACCCGACAGAAGCCUCCUUCCCCGGGCCCUGGGACGCGAACAACUUCGCACCCGACUCCCGCACCGCGCGGCCCAAAUCCGUCCUCUCCCUCUCCACCGGCGAACCCCUCACCACGUUUACGUCCUCCUCCUCCUCAUCCUCUGCAGUUCAAGUACUAAAGGGUAAUGGCUCGGCGCUGGUGUUCGACUUUGGCGUCCUUGUCGGCGGCGUCACAACGGUGAACUACACUCUCACCGGCGCUGGACCCGCAACUCUCGGCCUCGCCUGGACUGAAGCGAAGAACUGGAUCGGCGAGUACUCGGACAACUCCAACGGCAACUACCGCGGCCCCGGCCAGGCCCUCAUCUCGGACGACGGCGCGCUCUUCCACGACGUGACCGCCCCGGGCCAAGGGUCCUACACCGUCCCGCUGGCCCGCCUACGCGGCGGCUUCCGAUACCUCACCCUGUAUCUCGUGACCACCCCCAGCAACUCCACAACCAAGGCGGAGGGUGCGACGCUCUCCAUCGACGACGUCUCGCUCGAAAUCGUGUUCCAGCCGACCUGGUCCAACCUUCGCGCCUACCAGGGCUACUUCCACUCCUCCGACGACCUCCUCAACAAGAUCUGGUACAGCGGUGCCUACACCCUCCAGACCAACGCCGCGCCUCCCGAGACGGGCCGCGUGCUGACCGAGGACAUCUGGGACGGCGGCUGGUCCAACGACGCCUGGCUCGGCGUCGGCUCGUCCCUCCUCCUCGACGGCGCCAAGCGCGACCGCUGGAUCUGGCCCGGCGACAUGGGCGUCGCCGUGCCCUCGGCCUUUGUCAGCACCGGCGACCUCGAGUCCGCCCGCAACGCCAUCCAGACGAUGUUCGACUUCCAGCGGCCCUCAGGCAUCUUCCCCCGCGCCGGGCCGCCCUACCUCGACGCCACCAGCGACACCUACCACAUGUGGACCAUGAUCGGCGCCUACAAUUACGUCCUUUUCUCGGGCGACUUGGCCUGGCUCGCGAGCAACUGGGCCACCUACCUCCGCGCCAUGGAUUACAUCUACGCCAAGGUCCUGCCGGCCACGGGCAUCCUCAACGCCACGGCCACGGGCGACUGGGCGCGCUACAUCAACUCGAUGAACGGCAGCGCUCCCAAUAUGCUCCUCUAUCGCACCCUCACGACGGGCGCCUUCCUCGCCGACCUCGCCCCCGUCGGCAACGGCUCCAACUCAUCGACGACGGCGAACCUCACCGAGGCCUGGCUCUCGCGCGCCGAGACCCUCAAGGAGGCCAUCAUGACGCACCUCUGGGACCCCGCCAAGGGCGCCUUCAUCGACGGCUACAAGAACCGCACGCUCUACCCGCAGGACAGCAACAGCUACGCCGUCGCCUUCGGCGUUGUCGACCCCUCGGGCGCCGAGGCGGCGUCCAUCUCGCGCGUUCUGACGGAGAACUGGACGCCCAUCGGCCCCUCGUCGCCCGAGCUGCCGGGCAACGUGUCGCCCUUCAUCUCGAGCAUCGAGCUCGAGGCGCACUUCGUCGCGGGCCGCCCCGACCGCGCGGUCCAGCUGAUGCGCGACAGCUGGGGGUGGUAUCUGCAGCACCCCAACGGCACGGGUUCGACGGUUAUUGAGGGGUACCUCGCCGACGGCACCUUUGGGUACCGCAGCACGCGCGGGUACACGAACGACCCGAGCUACGUGAGUCACGCGCAUGGGUGGAGCAGCGGGCCGACGAGCACGCUGACCGAGUACCUCGUCGGUUUGCGCGUGACAAGGCCGGCCGGCGCCGCGUGGAGCCUGAGGCCCGCGUUCGGCGAGGUGCCGGAGGCCCAGGCCGGCUUCACGACGGCGCUGGGGCAGUUUAGCGCCCGGUGGAGGGUCGAGGGCGCCGUCGCCACGGUGGAGUGGGACGUGCCCGAGGGCACGAGGGGGUGGGUGGAGCUCGGAGGCGAGGAGGGAAGUUGGGUGGAUGGCGGGAAGGGGACGGCGAGCGUCCGGGUGAAGGGGUCGUGUGGUUCACGGUCCAAGAGACGGGAAAGGCUCGACUCGAGCGAGUGAGCGAGGCGAUGAUGACGAGGGCCGCACUCGUGGGGUUGAUGGUGAAGCGCUAGACUCCGACUACUGUCGGGGGAGGGGUGGGAAGCUGGAUACGAGAUGCCUCGUAACACGAGGCCCCGAGCGAUCCGAUUGCUCCAGUACCUACAUCUAGCUGAUGGGCGUUGAACAUGCUCUACGAGCUUAGUCGGGGCGGACUUCCCGGGGAGCCAAAAAAAUCACCACAGACUCGCCCCCCUUACGGAUCCCCGAAGUCGAUUCACUCUGGGACUCCGGGACGUCGUUUUCCCCCCUCCCCCGUCCGGGUGCCCGAAACCCCUAUGCUCGACUAGCCAGCAAGUCAAAACAGCAGUCCCGUCAUGAGUCCCUGGGCGGCGUCUGUGUGGCACGUCACGAAGUUCGGCCGAUGUGGGCGUCCGCCGUCGGGCUGUCUGAGCGGGCUGUGCUGGAUGGACAUCUGGGCCGCAUGUCGGAGACAAGGAGACGUCUGUCUGGAAGGGAACGAUUUCGGCAGGGUUGGUGUUGGGUAUGGGGAAACCGGGCCAUGGCAAAACGCUGCGGUCGCCUCAUGUGUGGAUCUAAGCCAUCUGAAUAGUUGACAAGUUUCGCUGGCACAAAUGUGCCAGACGCGUUGUGAAAAUCAACCCGCGCGACUCAACGUUGGUACAUGGCUCCUCCCCCCCCUCCCAAGUCGGAAACGGGAUAGGCGCCGUUGUUAGUCCCAACUUUGACGUGCGCCAAAGUCAAAGCCAAAAUGGGCGCCAGGUAGGCAGGCGGCCCCUGUUUCGAUGUUUAUUUUUUUUAUUCUUCUUUUUCUUUUCCAUCAGCCUUGAACCCCAGCCGGAGUCGCCGUCGGAAGGGUGGUCCCCCCCCCAAAGGACUAACUCAAGCCCGGGCCGGCAAUGGGUCAGGGCCGAUAGUUUUGACGGGCGUGAACGACAAGCGAGUAUAAUGCAGAAGAAGAAGAAAAAAAUGCAGGACAGGUUUCCUGGGUAUUCUUCCAGUAAAUAAGAGAUAGGCUGAUGGGUGUAGAUAGAUAUGCUAAUGAUGCCGUAUGCCCGUUUACAGCCGCUUUCCGUGAAGCGGCUGGAUGCUCGUCAGUCGGUAGUGUGUGUAAAUACGACGCAGCCGCUUGAAGCUGAUAUCAACAAAAUAAUGCUCUCUGUCUCUCUCUCUCUCUCGCUCGCUCAUUCUGGGUCAUUCUCGGGCAUAGCUCCCAAUUCCAGAGAAUCUUUUCGAGACGACCUCAUCCCCCGUUUCCAAAUACUCGUUACCAUGGGCGCAACAAAUAGCUCUACCGUGUCAGGGGCCAAGACCAGCGCUUGCUCAAGGCCGCAUCGCCCUCAUCAUGCUAUGCCAAAAUGAAAGGCGGGGAAAAUAAAGAGAAUUACCGCCGUUUCCCCCAUCUCCAAAACGCCAAGAACACCAAGCCUGAUUGAUGUAUUCCCAAAUUGAAUCAGUCGCCCCCGCAAACCAAUAAUAAUAAAAAAGACCUAGCUCCUCCGAGCAAAACUCCCUCCUCUUGUUCU